UCCACCUGGCUUACCUUCUCCUUCUCCAGCUUCUACAUACUCUUACUUUCUCUUUCUCCCAAAACACUGCACUCCUUUUUGAGAUUGGCGUUGAAGCUCUAUUCUAAGAAGCUUUGAUAUUGAAAAUGGCCACCGAGCUCCCCACCACCAAUGGCCAUGCCACCCAGGACGAGAACAACUAUGCUGUCAAGGCUGGACUGGCGAGGAUGCUGAAGGGCGGAGUCAUUAUGGAUGUUGUCAAUGCUGAGCAGGCACGCAUCGCAGAAGAAGCCGGCGCCUCCGCCGUCAUGGCCCUUGAGCGCGUACCUGCAGAUAUCCGAGUCGAGGGGGGCGUGGCCCGGAUGUCCGAUCCCAAGAUGAUCAAGGAGAUCAUGGACACCGUCACGAUCCCCGUCAUGGCGAAGGCGAGAAUAGGACACUUCGUGGAAUGCCAGAUCCUCGAAGCCCUCGGCGUCGACUACAUUGACGAAUCCGAAGUCCUCACCCCCGCCGACGCCGUUCACCACGUCGACAAGCACCCCUUCAAGAUCCCCUUCGUGUGCGGCUGCCGCAACCUGGGCGAAGCCCUCCGCCGCAUCUCCGAAGGCGCCGCCAUGAUCCGCACAAAAGGCGAAGCCGGCACAGGCGACGUCAUCGAGGCCGUCCGCCAUCAGCGACAAGUCUCCGCGGACAUCGCGCGGGCCAAGGGCAUGAGCGACGAGGAGCUCCGCAUCAUGGCGAAGGAGAUCGGCGCUGACUUCGCGCUGCUGAAAGAGACGGCGAAGCUGGGCAGGUUGCCGGUGGUCAAUUUCGCGGCGGGCGGGGUGGCGACGCCGGCGGAUGCGGCGCUGAUGAUGCAGUUGGGAUGUGACGGGGUGUUUGUGGGGAGUGGCAUCUUCAAGAGUGGGGAUGCGGCGAAGAGGGCGAGGGCAAUCGUGCAGGCGGUCACGCACUUUAGGGACCCGAAGGUGUUGGUUGAGGUGAGUAUGGAUCUGGGAGAGGCGAUGGUGGGAAUUAACACGGCGACGAUGAAGGAGCAGGAGAGAUUGGCUAAGAGGGGAUGGUGAGUUACCUCACAUAAAAGUCAAUGCAGUGGGAAUCAGUGGGAAUAGGGCUAUCGUUUGACCGACUGAAGACAUGCUAGCUGGGGUACUCCUGACAGUGGUAAGGAGUGAGCAAAAGUGAAGUCCGACCAGCGAGAUAUCCGCGUGCCUAAACGUACGACCUAGCACAGUAACAUAUUUUGGCACGGGGUAAAUACUACAAGGAACUAUACGGGUCAGCUUGGAGAAAUAGUGGUCAAGGAAAAGGACAGCAUACUUCAAAGAACAACUUACUGAAUCACUUGCUCUUUGCCCGCACCAUCAUUUGGCCGGUAGCUUAGUUCCUCUUGCAUCCUUUUCGGCCCUUCUGUACAUCAUCAAUCAUUGUCGAGGAGACGAAGGUUUUGGAAUCUGGAAAAAGAAAUCUGCAAUGCGAUCUUCCCUUUUUGCUUCUCUAAUAAAACCGCUACAAUCAC
Messenger RNA from Mytilinidion resinicola, 1498 nucleotides. RefSeq names its product vitamin B6 biosynthesis protein. Gene Ontology annotation, biological process: amino acid metabolic process; pyridoxal 5'-phosphate biosynthetic process; pyridoxine biosynthetic process. The record is from RefSeq and is a predicted model, not a curated record. The coding region runs from base 126 to 1046 and encodes 306 amino acids. Lineage: Eukaryota; Fungi; Ascomycota; Dothideomycetes; Mytilinidiales; Mytilinidiaceae. The transcript is spliced from 3 exons. Gene Ontology annotation, molecular function: amine-lyase activity.